GCUGUUAAAAAAGAAGGUUUAUAUCUAGACUUUGGUGAUUUAUCAUUUUGAUAAUUUAUAAUACAGGAUUUCUAGAAACAAACUUUUAUAUAUGAUAAUACUUUUGCUAUAUGAUGAUUCCAAAUAUUUCAGUAUUCUACAUAUUAGAAGUCAACUAUAUAUAUAGAUAUCCAAAGAUCCUUUUAUUUUUAGUAUAGUUUUAUGGAAGACUUUCAAGUUAUGUUUAUUAUUGGACCAGAUUAAACAAAUAUUAACUGCAAGCACUACUGGGUAAACGCAAGUGCUAUCUUUUUUUUUGUCAACCAAGUGCUAUCUAAACCGGCCCACAGGGUUUGGUCGGUUUCCACAAAUUUCAAAUUUACGUAACUAUAGUUACAUUUAUUAUGAAUCACAUAUGAAGUCAAAUGUAACAACCUCAACUACACUAAAUUCAGAUAAAAUAUUAUUUUUCAUUUUUCGUUUCUGAUUUAAAUGUAUACACCAUAACUAUAAAAGACAGAAAUGGAAAAUAUUAUCUGGAAAAACUACUACCUGGGGAUCUUAAAUACAUUACCAGUAGGCCAAUAUAGUUAAUGGAUGAAGAAUUAAAUGUUUCCAUAAGUUAUACAUUAAAAUUUCUCAUGGUGUCUACAUUUAGUCAAAUUUAACAACAAAGAAUUACUUAGGACAUAUGACAUGCCUCUGACCAUCCAACCAUAUAGUCUUUCAAGGCCAACUUCUAUAUUCAGUCCCCUAUUUAAAAAAUAAAAAAAUUGAAAGAAUACUGACGAAAUGAAUUAAAUAUCAUUGAUAAAUAUUUCGAGAGCCAAUGUAGUAAAUACUUCUAGUAUUUCUUUUCACAUACUAAUUUAUCUUUUGGAUGAACAUAACUCGUUGUCCUAUUUUUAUUUCUUUUAUGGCGUAAAAACCUGUAUAUCAGUAUCAAUAAAAUCACGUAAAGAUAUUCACGUGCUAGUUAUCAAUAUUAUAUUAUACAAUCUCUCUAUGCGUGGUUCUAUAUAAACUCAUACUUUCAAAGUAAUCUCAAAUACUAAUCCCAUGAUCAACAAGAACAAUAUUAAUAGCAACACCUCAUUUUCCCUCUCGUUUUCUCACUAGCCUCUCCCAUUGAUUAAACAAUGACUACUAAUCCCAGUUUAAGCAUCAUCGCACUAAUGACGCUCUUGAUGUGUCUAACUCCAACCUUAAUCAAAUCACAGGAGGGCAUUGAUGUCCUUUUACCCAUAACACUCAACCUCACCGUCCUCACCGAUCCCUUCUCCAUCUCCGCCGCUUCUCGCGACUUCGGAAAUAUCACCGAUGUUAACCCCGGCGCCGUCCUCUGCCCUUCUACCCCCGCUGAGGUCGCCCGUCUUCUCCGCUUCGCAAACGGAGACUUCUCUUAUGACAGCGAGUCAACAACCUCCUCGCCAGGUUUCAAGGUGGCCGCUCGCGGCCAAGGCCACUCCCUCCGCGGCCAAGCCUCUGCACCUGGCGGCGUUGUCGUGAACAUGACGUGUCUCGCCAAGACGGCUACACCCGCAGCGGUUGUUGUCUCAGCCGAUGGGACUUACGCUGACGUAGCUGCCGGCGCGAUGUGGGUGGAGGUUCUUGAGGCGGCGUUGGCGAGAGGCGUCUCGCCGGUUACUUUCACAGAUUAUCUGUAUCUCAGCGUUGGCGGGACGUUGUCGAACGCUGGAAUCGGCGGUCAGGUGUUUAGACACGGCCCGCAGAUUAGUAACGUUCACGAGUUGGAUGUUAUUACUGGAAAAGGUGACAUGGUGACUUGCUCUCCAAAGUUAAACCCUGAAUUGUUCUAUGGAGUUUUAGGAGGAUUGGGACAAUUUGGCAUAAUAACAAGAGCCAGAAUUGCGUUGGAUCAUGCACCAACAAGGGUGAAGUGGCUACGCAUACUCUACAGUGACUUCUCGGCAUUUACAAGAGACCAAGAGCGUUUAAUAUCAAUGGCCAAUGAUCUUCGAGUUGACUUUUUGGAAGGUCAACUAAUGAUGUCAAACGGAAUAGUUGACACCUCUUUUUUCCCACUCUCCGAUCAAACAAGAGUCGCCUCUCUUGUGAAUGAGCACCGUAUCAUCUAUGUUCUCGAAGUAGCCAAGUAUUAUGAUACCACCACCCUUCCUAUCAUUGACCAGGUAAUCGACACGUUAACUAGAACUCUAGGUUUCACUUCGGAGUUCAUGUUCAUGCAAGAUGUUCCUUAUUUUGAUUUCUUGAAUCGUGUCCGAAACGAAGAAGAUAAGCUCAGAUCUAUAGGGCUAUGGGAAGUUCCUCACCCAUGGCUUAAUAUGUUCGUCCCGAAAUCUCGUGUAUUAGAUUUUCAUGAAGGUGUCAUCAAAGGCCUUCUUCUCAACCAGACCGCAACUUCUGGUGUUACUCUCUUCUAUCCUACAAACCGAAACAAAUGGAACAACCUCAUGUCCGCCAUGAUACCAAAUGAGGAUGUUUUUUAUGUGGUCGGAUUCUUGCAAUCAGCGGGUGGAUCACAUAACUUUGAAGAACUCGAGAGUCUUAACGACAGGAUAAUCAACUUUUGCAAUAACUCAGGCAUUAAGAUCAAAGAAUAUUUGAUGCAUUACACAAAAAAAGAAGAUUGGAUUAAGCAUUUUGGACCAAAAUGGAGUGAUUUCUCGAGGAGGAAAAUGAUGUUUGAUCCAGAAAAACUAUUGUCUCCGGGACAAGACAUCUUUAAUUAGACAUUGAACGUGUCUUAACUUGCAUCCCGCGCCACACAAUAAGUAUGUUCAUAGACUAAUUAAUUAAUAAAUAGUUUAGUGAUUUGGAAUGGCUAAUUUACUUCCUUCAAUUGUAAUAUUUUCCCUCUUUUAUGUGAAUUUCCAUGUCUCUGAAAAUUUAGAACUACUUAAUUGUUAUAUAUAUUCUCAU
Brassica napus (rape) is the source of this 2883-nucleotide messenger RNA. RefSeq names its product cytokinin dehydrogenase 4. NCBI's taxonomy places the organism in Eukaryota, Viridiplantae, Streptophyta, Magnoliopsida, Brassicales, Brassicaceae. The coding region runs from base 1119 to 2693 and encodes 524 amino acids. Gene Ontology annotation, biological process: cytokinin metabolic process. Gene Ontology annotation, molecular function: cytokinin dehydrogenase activity; FAD binding. The record is from RefSeq and is a predicted model, not a curated record. The transcript is spliced from 5 exons.